Molecule: messenger RNA, 3895 nt
Organism: Nanorana parkeri
Lineage: Eukaryota; Metazoa; Chordata; Amphibia; Anura; Dicroglossidae
Gene: PER1
Product: period circadian clock 1
Exons: 22
Coding region: 68-3769 (1233 amino acids)
Biological process (GO): entrainment of circadian clock by photoperiod; negative regulation of transcription by RNA polymerase II; circadian regulation of gene expression
Cellular component (GO): cytoplasm; nucleus
Molecular function (GO): transcription corepressor binding; transcription cis-regulatory region binding
Source: RefSeq, a predicted model, not a curated record
UUUUCCUCAGAUUGUCUCCAUUCUACACUUCUUCUUCUCGGGUUCUUCACUCCACUGACCGGCCAAGAUGGAGGGGAUGAACGGAUCCUGCGAGCCUCCUCCCCCCAUUGGGGAGAGAGGGAGGAGAACGCGGGGGGCGCUGGAGAUGGAGGGGACGCAGCAAGACGAGACCGACACCAACAGCCACGGCUCCAGUGGUAACGAGUACAAUGGGAACGAGUCUCGGCAGAGCCGCAGCUCCCACAGCAGUACCAGCGGCAAUGGGAAGGAUUCGGCCAUGCUGGAGACGACCGAGAGCAGCAAGAGCACGAACUCUCACAGCCCCUCGCCUCCCAGCAGUUCCAUCGCAUACAGUCUCCUGAGCAAUAGCUCCGAACAGGACAACCCUUCCACCAGCGGCUGCAGCAGUGAACAGUCCGCCCGGGAGAAGAAUCAGAAGGAACUAAUGAAGGCUCUGAAGGAGCUGAAAAUCCGCCUGCCAUCCCGAAAAAGAAUGAAAGGCAAAUCUGGGACUCUGGCCACGCUGCAGUACGCGCUGUCCUGCGUCAAACAAGUCCGAGCUAACCAAGAAUAUUACCAGCAGUGGACCAUCGAUGAGUCCCAGCCAUGCAGCCUGGACAUGUCCAGCUUCACUAUCGAGGAGGUGGAAAGCGUCACAUCGGGGUACACCUUAAAGAAUCCUGACACAUUCUCUGUGGCGGUCUCCUUUAUCACCGGCCGUAUCAUGUACAUCUCUGACCAGGCCUCCCUUAUCCUGCACUGUAAAAGGGACGUGUUUAAAGGAGCGACAUUUGCAGAGUUCCUGGCCCCCCAAGAUGUCAGUGUCUUCUAUGGGUCCACAGCACCUUAUCACCUCCCAUCCUGGAGCAAUUGCAUAUCUGGAGAUACAGCUUCAAUGGACUACACUCAGGAGAAGUCUGUCUUCUGUCGGAUCAGUGGGGGCCGGGAGCGGGAUAUGAACCUCCGCUAUCACCCUUUCCGCCUCACCCCGUACCUGAUGAAGGUGCGAGAUUCGGACAACGCCGAGGGGCAGCCCUGCUGUCUGCUCAUCGCUGAGAAGAUCCACUCGGGAUAUGAGGCUCCACGAAUACCGGCAGAUAAGCGGAUUUUCACCACCAGGCAUACGCCUAGCUGUGUGUUCCAGGAGGUAGAUGAGAGAGCUGUCCCUCUCCUCGGCUACCUCCCGCAGGAUCUUAUCGGCAUGCCCGUUUUAUUUUUCAUUCAUCCCGAGGACCGGCCGCUCAUGCUUGCCAUACACACAAAAGUCUUACAGCAGGCCGGCCAACCUUUCGAACAUUGUCCCAUCCGCCUGUGUGCGCGCUCUGGAGAGUAUGUCACCAUUGACACCAGCUGGAGCAGUUUUGUUAAUCCGUGGAGCCGCAAGGUCUCGUUCAUCCUCGGAAGGCACAAAGUCCGCACAAGUCCUCUCAAUGAAGAUGUCUUUACUGCACCUAAAGGGGCAGAAAUGAAGCCUGUGGACCCAGAUAUUCCGGAACUGUCGGAGAAGAUCCACAGGAUAUUGAUGCAGCCUGUGCACAGCACGUCCUCUGGUGGUGGGAAUGGUAGUGGCGGCAGCCAUACAUCUCAAGAACCGUUCCACUGCAAUGCUUCAUCCAGCGACAGCAAUGCCAUGGUCAUCGAGGAGGGGACAGCGCCCAAACCUAUGACAUUUCAAGAGCUUUGCCAGAAUGUCCAUACGGUGAAGAGCGGGGGUCAGCAGAACUUCCUGGGCUCCAGGCUCAUACGACAACCUCAUCGAGGACAUUUUCAGGCACUCGCUCCGGCUCGCACAGUCCCUCCAGCCAGCGUCCAGAACACUCCUCCCGACACAGCGGCUCCCCGUAUGCCUGAAGAGCUGACGCGAAAAGAGACCUCCAACUAUUCCUACCAGCAGAUCAACUGCCUGGACAGCAUCAUCCGAUACCUGGAGAGCUGUAACCUUCCCGGCACAGUGAAGAGAAAAUGUGGCUCGUCAUCGUACACCUCGUCCACCUCGGAGGAGGAGAAACAGAGGACGGCGGAGAGCGACAAGGAAGACCCCUCGGCUGGCCCAGCACAGCAGCAGGAUCUGCCUCCUCCACCCACACCAGCAGCAGUCGGCUCCUCACCUCUGGCUCCUCUGCCUCCUCUACCCCUCAGCAAGGCAGAGAGCGUGGUGUCCAUCACUAGCCAAGGAAGCUUCAGCAGCACAAUUGUCCACGUGGGAGACAAAAAACCACCAGACUCCGCUGAAAUGGUGUCUUUGGAGGAAUCAUCAUGCCCUGCGGCCCCACCGCCGCCACUACGACCGCUGGGGCUGACCAAGGAAGUCCUCUCCGCCCACACCCAACGGGAGGAACAAGCGUUCUUAACUCGCGUCCACAACCUCAGCCAGUUGCGGGUGUUCGACCCCGUUCCUGCAGGAGCAUUGGAAGAGCAGAGCCAGCGGGGGCCCAGAGGAACUAAACCCUCGCGAUCCCACCAACACCACCACAGCUCUGCCAGCAAUCCUGCUCCCCCAUCGCGGGAGGGUACAAAUAAUGGCGGCCACCGGGGCAAAAGUCGAAAAUCCAAAGCCAAGCGGCCAAAGCAAGGCAAACCUUUGUCACCCACUUCCAUGCCAAUGACCAACCACCCAGAGGCUCCUCUCCUUCCUCCUCCCCCAGUUAUCCCUGGUUACCCCCUCCCUAUGUUCUCUCCCCGGCCUCCUGCUCCUGAACCAGCCCCGUCCCUCCCUAGUUACCCUCUUGUCACACCCAUUGUUGCCCUCGUACUCCCCAACUAUCUCUUCCAACCUCCCCCUGUGGCGACACCAUUCUUUCCUGGGGUUUCAGGGUUUCCUACUUUUAAUCCCAACGCUGAAGCACCCACACAAGCUUCUGAAGCUCCUCCUCCGGCACCAGCUCCUCCUCCCCCUGUGGCCCCCUGCCCCCCUCCUCCCCGUUCCUCUUCCCCACCCCAGCGGCUCUUCCCGUCACGAUGCAGCUCUCCGCUACAGCUUGACCUGCUGCAGAUGGAGGAGCUACCGCAAACUAAUGCCGGAGGAGGAGGACCCGGAGGGGAGCUAGAAGAGGAAGGAGGAGCAGCCCCUGGUAAUUUCACAGCCAGGGGACCCAACCCGGGGACAGGACCUGGAGAAGAUGACAGACAGCAAGAGAACUGCAUGGGUGAUAAUCAGGAAUCCUCGUCACAUCACGAUGCUCUCUCUAGCUCUAGCGAUUUUCUGGAUCUCCUCCUCCAAGAAGAUUCCUGCUCUGGCUCUGCCGUUUCCGGUUCAAUGGGCUCUAAUGGAGGAAGCACUUCCGCAUGCGGCACCGGGAGCAGCGAGAGCAGCAACACCAGCAAGUAUUUUGGGAGUAUCGAUUCAUCGGAGACAGAUUUGAGGGUUAAAAUGGCCGAGAGGGAAGAGGCCGAGAGGAAGGUGAUCAGCUACGUCAUACAGGACCCACUCUGGCUACUAAUGGCCAACACCGACCAUGAAGUGAUGAUGUCCUACCAGAUUCCAACUAGAGACAUGGAAAGUGUCCUUCAGGAAGAUCGGGAGAAGCUCAAGCAACUCCAGAGAAACCAGCCCAGGUUCAGCGAGGAGCAGAAGAGGGAGCUGGGGGAGGUUCAUAGCUGGGUCAGAAGGGGACGAUUACCCCAUGUCAUCAAUAUCACUUCCUGCACAGGCUGCUCUCCAGAUGCUCCUCCUUAUGAAGAAGACUUGGACCUCUCCAUAAUGAUGGAAGAGGGAGGCGAGUGCACAGAGCGGGGACAAGAUAACAAAGCUAAAGCAACUGGCAGCUGAGAGGCCUCCUUGCUUCUGAGCUCAUCAGUGACAAUCCUAAGCUGCCUUAUACACAAUAUUGCCACAAGCAAUUCACUCGACGGAACGUCCGGAUCGCCCACGCAGUGCCGCCGGGAAGCGGGGGAA